Cornus florida is the source of this 6792-nucleotide messenger RNA. Its product is annotated as putative disease resistance RPP13-like protein 1. Gene Ontology annotation, biological process: defense response to other organism. The transcript is spliced from 6 exons. Bases 1135 to 5271 code for a protein of 1378 amino acids. NCBI's taxonomy places the organism in Eukaryota, Viridiplantae, Streptophyta, Magnoliopsida, Cornales, Cornaceae. Gene Ontology annotation, molecular function: ADP binding. The record is from RefSeq and is a predicted model, not a curated record.
AUUCAGAUUAAGGUUUUGGACCUCUCUGAUUUUUAAUUUCUGUUUGGCUCACUCUACUAUGUUUUUGGCUCAAUUUGUAUAUGAUUUACCUUCAUUUUUGGCUCAAUUUGUACAUGAAGCUCCUUGGUUUGAAUUGAAAAAUCAUGAUUAUUUGUCAGAAUUAAAAUGCAACAACUUUGAUCUGAACACCCAAUGAAGGUUUUUUGUUUUUUUUCUUUUUGUAACACUUGAAUCCAAACACCCAAUCACGCACACCCAAACACCACCUAAUUUCCCAAAAAUCCCUAAACCACUCUCUCUCUCUCUAUACACACACACACACAAGCCCACUGUCUCUCAAUCUAAAACUCAGAAUAUACACACACCAUCUCUCUAUCAAAAAUUCAGAAUAUAAUAUAUAUAUAUAUAUAUAUAUAUAUAUAUAUAGUAUCUCUAUGUGUCUGUCGCCACUCUCUGUAUAUGUGAGUGUAUAUAUAUAUAUAUCUGCAGCCUCUCUCCUUCUAUAUAAUAUUGGUGGUUGCCAAUGGAAGAAAAAAUUUAUAGUAGUCCUCACAAAAAAUAACAGAUCAACGUACAUACAGAAACAAAUCACAAAAAGAAAAAGAAAAAGAAAAAGAAAAAGAAAAAGAAAUAUAUAUAUAUAUAUAUAUAUAUAUAUAUAUAUAUAGAUGAUGGUGAGUGAGUAUGACGGAUUUAUAAAUUAUUAAACCCUUUUUUCUUUGCCCAUCUAGACAAAAGAUAAGCUUUAGAGAGAGAGAAGAGUGUUUGUGGAGAGGCCAUGAAGUUGGAGAACCAGAGGGUGGUAAUGACAGCUGACUGUGGAAAUGGGUGUGAGGGAAGAAGACGAAGGAGUGGAAGUCUGUAGAGAGAGAUGGAAGAGGCUAUCCUACCUCAACCAUACUGCGUCAAAAGUAAUGCUAUUGAGUUCCGUUCGUGUAAACAAUUGGGUUUCCUCCAUCAGUUCGCUACGAUUUCACAACACAACUUCUUUAUUUGUUGAUUGUCAUAUAACCCUAGAAUUCGGAAUCUCCACUAGUAUUUAUAAUAAGUGUGGACUGAGAAGGGAGAACCGGACCCUGCAUUAAUUGCCAGGUUUCAAUUUACUCUUUACUCAGCAACUUAAAGAACAAGAAAAUGGCUGAAAUGGUGGUUGGAGCACUUCUCUCGGCUUCCUUUGACGUGCUGCUUGAUCGUCUGGUUUCUCCGGAGUUCAAAAGCUUCUUUUCCAAACAAAAAUUUGAUGAUGGACUCAGAAGCAAUAUGAAGACAAAGUUACUGGCCCUUCAAGUAGUGUUGGGUGAUGCCGAGGACAAGCAGAUUACCAACCCGGCAGUGAAAGCUUGGCUGGACGAGCUCCAACAUGUUGUCUACCAAACUGACGACUUACUGGACGAGAUAGCUACCAAGGCCUUGAGGCACAAGUUGGAAGCUCAUGAUCAAAGCAGCGCAAGUGUGGUUGGUCGAUUUCUCCAUCUAAUGAAGCAAUUUCUGUUACCAAUUAAUUGUUUUGUCUCGACUCCUGCUUAUCAUUCUGAUAAUGAAAUAGAGUCCAUGAUGAAAGAGGUCAUCAAUAAAUUGGACGAGUUCAUCAACCAAAAAAAUUCUCUUCCUUUGGAGAGUGUUAGAAGACAAGGAACUUCCUCCACACAAAACAACAGAGAUGAAACUUCCAUAGUAAAUGAGUACUCUCAGAUUUAUGGGAGGGAAGAUGACAAAAAGAAGAUAAUGAAAUUGUUGACGUUGUCCGACAAUAAUGCAACUGGGAAUCAGAUUCCUGUGAUCUCCAUUGUUGGAAUGGGUGGCUUGGGAAAGACAACCCUUGCUCAACAUAUAUACAAUGAUACUGAAGUACAUGAGAAAUUUCAUUUGAAAGCAUGGGUUUGCGUUUCCGAUUCAUUUGAUAGUUGCAGGAUAACAAAGAAAAUUUUGGACGAUGUCACCGAUACAAACAAUAACAUCGACAACAUUGACAAGCUUCAAAUCAAGUUGAAAGAGAGCGUCGCUGGGAAAAAAUUUCUUAUUGUUUUAGACGAUGUUUGGAACGAUGAUUAUAUUGCCUGGGACGGCUUAAGAAAACCUUUCAUUGGUGGAGCACAGGGAAGUAGGAUUAUCGUAACAACACGCAGUGACAAGGUUGCAUCAGUAAUGGGCGCCAUUUCUAGUCAUCACUUGGAGCCACUGUUGGUUGACGAUUCUUGGUCAUUAUUUGCAAGUCAUGCAUUUGUGAAUGGAGGUCAUAUGCCUAAUUCAGAGCUAGAGAAAAUUGGAAGAGAAAUUGUGAAGAAGUGUGGAGGCCUGCCUUUAGCUGUAAAAUCACUUGGGGGUCUCUUGGGGCCCAAACAGGAUAUUGAGCACUGGAAAAAAAUACUGGAAAGCAAGAUAUGGGGUUUGAAGGAGAAAAACGUUAUUCCAGCUCUAAGAUUGAGCUAUCAGUAUCUUCCUUCGUAUUUAAAGCGAUGCUUUGCAUAUUGUUCGAAAUUUCCUAAAGAUUACGAAUUUGAGAAGGAGAAAUUAGUCCGGUUAUGGAUAGCCGAAGAUCUUGUGCCGCAGCAGCCCAAAAGCAAAAAUUCAGUGGAAGAAGAAGGUAAUGACUACUUUCAUGAACUACUAUCAAGGUCAUUCUUUCAGAGAUUAAGUGACAGUCCUUCCUAUUUUGUAAUGCAUGACCUACUCAAUGAUUUAGCUCAAGAUAUAUCUGGGAAGUUCUGUGUUAGGUUGGAUGAUGACAAACCACUUCAUAAUAUAUGUGAAAAAGUUCGCCAUUUCUCAUAUCUUCAGUGCGAAUAUGAUGCAUUUGAGAAAUUCAAGGUUAUUAACAAGGUUAAUUGUUUACGGAGUUUCAUAUCAUUUCGAAGUGAAGGAUGGUCUUUUUUCUUGGGCAGGAAGGUCCUACAUGAUAUGUUACCAACUUUGAGAUACUUAAGGGUGUUAUCUUUGUCAAGAUAUGAGAUUCAUGAACUGCCUCAAUCGAUUGAAAAUUUGAUACAUUUACGCUAUUUGGAUCUCUCUCGGACUCGACUCAAACGAUUACCUAAUACAGUAACAACGUUGUGCAACUUACAGACAUUAGAUUUGUCAUUUUGUGAGCAUCUUAUUGAGUUGCCUGUCAACAUGGGAAAACUAGUAAAGUUGCGCUAUCUUGAUAUCCGAAAAACUAGAUUUGCUGAGAUGCCAAUGCAAAUGAGCAAACUGAAAGAUCUCCAACGUCUAACAGAUUUUGUAGUUGGCAAGGAUGGUGGGUCAAGAAUUAGUGGGUUGAAGGAACUCAGUCAACUUCGGGGGCAACUCUGCAUUUCAGAGCUUCAAAAUGUAACCAGUGGUCCGGAGGCGUCAAAGGCUAAUCUGAAAGGAAAGGAGCAUCUUGAAGGGUUGGAGCUGAAAUGGGGCAGCGAUACCGACAAUUUACAAAAUGAAAGAGUUGUACUUGACAACCUACAACCUCAUGCGGGAGUGAAGCAUCUCCGUAUCAUUAACUAUGGGGGCACAAGAUUUUCGAAUUGGUUAGAGAAAGGUGAUUUGUUACGUGACAUGGUGUCCUUGGAUCUUAUAGGCUGUAAAAAUUGCUCUUCUUUGCCGUCAAUUGGGCAGUUACCCUCUCUAAAAUAUUUAACAAUUGAAAGCAUGAAUGCAAUAAGGAAGGUCGGUGGGGAGCUGUAUGGGAAUGCUUCUUCUUCAAUCAAACCAUUUAAAUCUUUGGAGACACUAAGGUUUCAUAAAAUGGCAGAGUGGGAGGAAUGGGAUGCAUCAGGGAUUGAAGAGUUCUCUAGGCUUAUAGAGUUUUCUAUAGACAAUUGUCCUAAGUUGACCAGUGAAUUAUCUAUCCGCUCCCCAAUCCUAACAAAGCUUAACAUUUCCAAAUCCAAUCAAGUUAGGCUGUUACUGCAAGGACUUCCUUGCAUUCAGGAGUUGAAGAUUCCAAAUUUGACGGAAUUGCCGCAGCAAAUGCAACACCUGUCUUCUCUACAGGAAUUGGAGAUUUCAGGGAUGUCAAACUUGAAGGAAUUGCCACAGGAGUUGUGCCGAUUAGUAAAUCUUGAAAGGUUGAAGAUAGAGGAAUGCCGGAGGCUUGUGUCAUUUCCGGACAUGAGGCUGCCGCCGAAGCUUAAGACGCUGGAGAUCAAAAGAUGUCAUGGUCUACAGUCCCUAGCAUCAGAGGAAAUCAUCAACAAUUGUCUUGAAGAGUUGCGUAUCUCUGAUUGUUCAUCUCUUCUUCAGGUGUCUUUUCCUAUCGCUACAUUGAAAAAACUUGACAUCUCCAGCUGUAUCGCUCUACAUUCCCAAGCAGCAGCAACAGUACCAUCAGAGGAAAUCAAUAAUAUUCGUCUUGAAGAGUUGCACAUCUAUAAUUGUUCAUCUCUUGCUAAGGUGUCUUUGCCCACUGCUACAUUGAAAACACUUAACAUCUCCUCCUGUAGGAGAUUAGAGUUUCCCCUGUCCGAGGAGAUGAAGGAUUAUAAUUACUCCACAUCCAUUGAAGUUUUGAGUAUUAAUGAAAGCUGUGAUCUUCUCAAGUCGCUGUGGUUAGGCUUCUUUCCAAAGCUUCGUGUUCUCUACAUCAAGUCGUGUAUGGAUUUGGAAACGCUCUUGAUCCCAACCAUGCUUCAACAUCUGAUAAACCUUGAAAUAGUGAGUUGCCCUAAAAUGGUAUCCUUUCCCCAUGGUGGUGGAGAUAGAGGAGGAUCAUUGGCCAUUCCCAAUCUCAUGGAUUUGACAAUCUGGGAUUGCAAGAAUCUGAAGCGGCUACCGCAUCAAAUGCACACCCUCCAAUCUCUUCAUAAUUUUCAGAUAAAAGAAUGUCCGGAAGUUGAAUCAUUUCCAGACGAAGGUUUGCCAUCCAACUUAAGGAGACUUGAUAUCAUUAAUUGCAAUAAACUGAUGAAGGGCCGGAUGAGGUGGGAUUUGCAGCAAAAACUCCCAUCUCUUGAAGAAUUCUGGAUCGGAAGUGAAAAUGAAGAAGAAGAGUUGGAGUCAUUUCCGGAGGAGUGGCUGUUGCCCCCCACUCUUACUAGACUUUACAUCUGGAACCUUUCAAAUCUGAAAGCACUGAACCACAAGGGCCUUCAACACCUCACCUCUCUUACAGACCUAACCAUUUGGAAUUGCCGUAAUCUCCAGUCCUUGCCAGAAGAGGGGCUGCCCAACUCCCUCUCUUUCCUGCUAAUACAAACCGAAUAUACUUCAUUGGUGGAACUUGUUCUUGAUUGGUCCAAGAUUUCCCGAAUCCGCCGCAUACAGCUCGAUUUUGUACGAGACAUAAUAAACUUAGAGUGAGAAUGAUUGAGUGGUUUGUAAUCGUCCAGAAAAACCGAAUCAGACUGCAGUGGUGGUGUGACAUUAUGCUAGUACGUGGUGGAAGUGCUAUUAUGUUACGGGUACAGGGAUAAGUUGCUGUGGGCAGCUUUGUGACUAUACAAGGCCACCAAAUCACGGAUCCUCUCAAUGUUCUCUAUUCCUUGUUAAUUGCUUUCUAUCCAAAGUUGUUUUCUUAUAAUUUUUUAUUGAAAUCCUCUUCUCUUUUUCCUUCAUUUUUUAUUUUCUAAGACAUAUAACACUUUUUCCUGCGUAAGAAAUGGUGACGGUUAUGUUUGAUUAGAAUUCUGUUUCUACCAUGAAAUUUCAGGUAGUUCUAAAUCUAAUACAACUUUCAAGCCAAUGUUCUUCAUUUGUUACACAGUACAGUCUUCAAAUUCCUACUUGUACACAUUAUGUCUACAGGAGGACUUAAAAAAUAAGUUCUACUUAAAAUAAGUUCUACUUAAAAGGAGGAAUUAAAAAAUAAGUUCACUUAUUACUAAUCGUUGGACACUUAGAAUAAAAAAAAUAAAAAAAAAAACCUCAAUCUACAAUUACUGCUCAAAACUUCAACAUUUAAAAUUCAAUUCUUAAAAUUUACUGUACUUAAAAUUCAGUUGUUUAAAACUGAAGAACUAAAUGUCCAAAAAUGCUGGGAAUCUCAUUAUUGUAUGUUGAAUUUCUUUCAUCAACUAAUCUGUGUUUUUUUUUUUUUUUUUGGUCUCUCUUAAAGUCAUUAUGGGUUGAUUUUGGCAAGGUACUCCAUUCAGAUUUUUCACGAUUUCUUUUUGUUCAGCAUUGCAUAAAUUGGUGGAAGUUCUCUAGAUAGUUGAGGACUGAUAAAAAGAGUCAAACACUUUUAAGUGUAUCCUCAAGUUUGCACACGGUAAAAAGUGUUUUGGUUCCUGACUUGUUACUCAACAUGAUAUUAAUAAUUUGAUUUUAGAAAAGAGGAGAUGGUGGUUGAUAAAAUGUCAAAGUCUUUUUGGGGUUCAAUUAUUCAUCAAAGUAAUAUGUGUUCACCACGAGUAUGACUUGAAUCAUUGUAUAACACAAUUUGAGUAUCGAUAAAAAUAUAAGUUCUACUUAAAAUAAGGUGAGAUUUUAAUUGAGUGAUUUCACUUAUUGCUAAUAGCUGGACACUUAAAAUAUAUAUAUAUAUUUUUUUAAAUGCUCAAUCUAUAAAUACUGCUCAAAACUUCAACAUCUAAAAUUCAGUUGUUAAAAAAAUAAUAAUAAUAAAUAAAAAUAAAAAUUGGACCGAUUUAAAAUUAAUGAGGUAGGCAAAUUGACUAGCAUAUGUUCAAAACACAUGCAGACUUCUACUUGAAUCAUUUUUGGUGAAAUAUAAAAUUGUGCCAAAGCCACUACAAUAUGGUAACAGACAUCUAUGGGGUGCUUUGAGUUCAAUUCUUAUUAUUAAUUAUUUUAUUGUUACUGGGUAUUAUAAUUUUCACAUUCUUGACUGACAAAACCCAUGGAUGCCCCUUUUUUUUUUUU